GGGAGAGAAAAAGAGAACGAUUUCCCUCUCGACCCUCUUCUUGGAAAACAGAAACGGGCGGCGCGGAAGCCUCGUACGGCAAUAUAACUUUACACGUGUACAGUGGUUGCGUCGGAAUUCUGAAUCCUUCACUUUCGCGGUGAAGGCGGCAGAGCUCCGGUCUCCAUGGGGGUGCAGCAUAAUAGUCGGAUCUGCCUGCUAGAUUUACAACAAGGGCAUCACGAGAAACGCUUGGAGCAACACCCCCGCCCUACCCCGGGUCUCCCACCCUUUCUUCCUCAUCCACCCCGCCUGUCCCCGCCAACUUUCCUUUCCCCUCCCGUCCCGCAAAAACGCGCCUUUAAAUCCCACCCAUGAACGCGUAUGAAGCUGGCGAGCACCCACGCGCCCCCUGCGUCCUGUAUUGGAAGUGACGUCCCCCCUCUCUAUCCCCAUUGGCCGAAAGUUUGGGAAAGGGGCGGGGUUGGGGAAUAUUCCGCUUCCCCAGGAGCCGGUAAGUCUCUCUUUUUUUUAAUGUGCGAUAUUUUUUCCUCGCACGUUUCCUGGCGAUUAAUUCCCAUCCCCUCUUCUUCGCGGGAGCCGACAGCCUUCACGGUAAUUAAACACUCCCACCCAAAAUUUCUGGCCGGUUGCUCCAAGCGUCUGCCAGUGAAUUCGGAAUUCUGCAACACCUCUUGUCCUGCACUGUGUUGUUUCAUAAUCCAAGAGGGGAAUGGUUUAGCAAUCAUUUUUAAAAAUCUGCUUUAAAUUUUUUUUAAUUUAAAAAACCGCACUUUUAAUUCUGGCUUCAGUCACCAGUUUCUCCAGCUAACAAGGGUGGGAAAGAUUUCUGAUCAAACUUGGAAAUAACUGUCUGAUUACACAGUUCAGGGCUAGAUUAUUCAUGGUACUUAGAUUUUAAGAGUUAUGCAACAUAAAUGAGUUUCCAUUCCUCAGCCUUUAUUCUCUGUCAAAGUUUACAUUUGAGCCUUGUUGCUGAAAGCCUGAAAUACUUUGCAAAGCCCCCCUGCGCAUCUAUAAAUGAAAAUAAGGGAAUUGCUGAUGCAUCACUUUGAUCUAAUUGGCAUCUAAAUUAGGUUCCUUAAGCUCAGAAUUAGAGUGCAUAGAAAAAGGCCACCAUACCAUCUGUCUGCAGUGAUAUGGGCAGGGAGUGGAGGGAGUGUCAAUGCUUUGCUUGAUUGCAUCUCAUAAAGUUCCACAAGACACUCAUUUUUGCUGCAGCACUUCCAGAAUUUAUUACUCUACGAAUGUUUCAUCGUCAUGAUCGCCAGGACCAACAGUUCGUAGACUAUCUCCCUGCUCUUAUGCCCGUGAGUGUCUUCAUGGGUCACUUCCCAUAUUGUAGUGGUGUUGUCCUGGGAGCUUGUUUUCUUCCUACCUACUCUCUUCCCCCUGUGAUCCAGCUCUGUCACUGGUGGUCAGUGAUUGCUAAUGACAGGCAGGCUCAAAUGAUCUCACAUGACUUGGUCUUGCUAUAGUGAAUGGGAUUAAGUGCUUGAACAGCCUCCUAAGUACCAAGGAGGGAAAAUGCUUUCAAAGAAUGGCAGCUGGGGGUGCAAUAUUAAGAUGAAAUACAUUCUUAAUUAUCCAUUCCUACAUAACCUAUUCUUUCUCAGUCACCUGUACUUACUUUUCCUGUCAGUGCUGUACUUUAUGCAAACAAGUAGCAAGAUGUCCAUCUGUAGAAAAUGAUGUGAUUUUCCGCCCCCCAUGUUUAUCUCAGAUUGCUGUUUGAAGCGGGAGGGUGGGUUUCAGAACUGUUUGAUUAUAGAGUCUGUGGCAACAUUAUUGACUCUUACAAUGCAACUAACGGCUCAAAGCUUCACUACAGAGCUGACUGUAUUUUUAGGCAGAGAGAGCUGAUUGCCUCAAUAGACACAUGCAAGGAAGAGGGGACAAUGGUGACAGGUCCACAGCCCUUUCUCUUAUGCCCUCUGGCUGUGCCCUUCCGCUGGGGGACAGAGUUACCUAUGCUAGACAUGUCCAAAGUCUGUUUUGGGGGCCUAAUUCGGCCCCUGUGGCAGUUUAUUUCUUGGGGUCAAAUCCUUUAAAAAGCUCAACAACUUUGGUCGGCCCUCACACCGCAUGUUCACUUCAUCAAAUCUGGCCCUCUUUGAAAAAAUUUUGGGCACCCUGACCUAUGCCCUGUGACUUGUUUUGCAUUCCUGUACCUAUGCUGCUGUCCCCAGGUGUGCUGGAGGAAGCUCUCCCAUUGCUGAUACUGAAACAAGACCACGCUCUCUCGCUCCAUACAUUUAAAGCACUCUCAUGCCACUUCAAACAUUAAUGGUUUCCCACAAAAGAUCCUGGAAACUAAUUUGUUAAGGGAGCUGAGAAAGUAAUACUGGUACCUUUCAGGGCUGCUGUAAGGAUUUCUGAGGUAAUGUUUUGUUGAAAUGCUCUGAACACUUGAAAUGUGCUACAUCAGUACUAUUAUUUGAUCCCUGUUUUGCCUUGAUGCUUCCCUUUUUCACCAUAGGAGAUUUAACCUGCAUUCAGAGGGUCCUGUCUAUUUGCACACAUCCAGCCUCCUCAUUGUGAGGGCCGCCUCUGUAGAAUGACCCUGCAAUGAUCCAGAAGAGGAAGAACGUGAUUCUGCUUGAGGAUGGAAACAGAGACAUUAGCCAAACCUGCUAACCAAAGAACUGGCAGUCCAAGGGAUAAGGAUCCCUUUGCCCACUCUGCCAACACUAUCAAAAUGUUUGUCAAAGUCAAUGGAUAAGCAAAGACCAAAGGUCAGUCCCAGCAACAUUUCCAUUGUAGGACUCUGACGUGUAUUUUCUGCUUGGUUUGCUUCUGGAAGAAUCUGGAAACAGAGGAGGAAAAUUAUGAAGACCAACAAGUUCUCCUCUGUUAUAGCUUCUUCCUCUUGAGAGAUGGGGUAAGAAGAGCAAACUGCUGACUCUGAUGACUUCUCUCCCUUCUGCCUCUCUGCUGAGAUUACUUCCCCAUUUGCUGGAAGGGACAUUAUUCUGCCAGAAGCAGGUGGUGCUGAAAAGGAGGUGAAAGCCUAGAGCAAUUUCCCAGGUAUCUCAGGAAAUCGGCUUCAAAAUGGCAAUUAUUACAGCAUACUUGACACUGUGGGUCUGCUUGCUGGAUGUUUUCUCAGUGGCUUGGAGCCGUCGAAUGGCUGGUGGAGGCCCUGUAAUACUGGAUCACCCAUUCAUCACCGUCUGGAAUGCUCCCAGUCAAGAAUGUGAAGAGAAAUACAGAGUAUCCCUUGACUUGGGGAUUUUUGAUGUGGUUGCCAACCAGAACGAAUCAUUCACAGGGAGCGACAUUACCCUUUUCUACAGCCACAGGUUAGGAUAUUAUCCAUACUACGCUGAGAACGCCACAGCGGUCAACGGGGGCACCCCCCAAAACGCCAGCCUCAAUAGUCAUCUUUGGAAGACUGGGCAAGAUAUUGAAAAAACAAUUUCGGAGGCAGGUUUCAAAGGUCUGGCGGUUGUGGACUGGGAGAGCUGGCGUCCCUUGUGGGUUCGCAACUGGGACUCCAUGCAGAUCUACCAGAAUAAAUCCAUAGAGCUGGUGAAGGAGCAGCACCCCGGCUGGCCUGCUGAUAAGGUGGCUAGGGAAGCUAAGCGAGAAUUCGAGCAAAUGAGUCGGGCGUUCAUGGAGCUGACUUUGGCGCUUGGCCGAACCCUGAGGCCGGAGGGUUUCUGGGGCUUCUAUGGCUUCCCUGACUGCUAUAACAAUGAAUACAAAAGCACCGAUUACACCGGAGAAUGUCCAGAGAUUGAGAAGCAGAGGAAUGAUGAAUUGCAGUGGCUGUGGAACCAAAGCCGAGCUCUCUAUCCCAGCAUUUAUCUUCCCAAAGAGCUCAGAUUCCUCAACAAGACUCUUGAGUUUGUCCGUCAUCGAGUCCAAGAGGCAUUCAGGAUAGUGAACCAGACGGGGAAUGGAAGCAUCCCAGUCUUGCCUUAUGCUUCCAUUGAAUAUCAGUUCACACAGACACAGAGCUUCCUGUCACAGGUAAGCUUUCCCAGAUGUCCCAGUGCAGAAUACGAUCAAUCUUUGCCAAUAAGUACUUAACCUGAAAACACAACAUGGAAGUGGGAGAUACUUCUCUGUGGUCGGGAUGCUUGGAGAAUCUUGGCUUCAGUGUGUGCAGUUGCCAUUAAGAAUCUGCUACAGUGAUUUUCCUGGGAAUGAGCAGUAGCCAUGUCAAAUAUUUCUAAUAUUAAUAUUAAUAUUCUAAUAUUUCAUUUUGAGAAAAACACUUACCCCAACAUUUAGAUGUUCAUAACAUUUCUCCUGGUUAAGCAAAAACGCUGUUGUUGUUCUCCCUUUUGCAACUGUUUCUGGUAUAUGUCACGCUUUUAUUUUUGGUCAGAAAUAUUAUGAAGGCUCUUGUUUUUCAAUAAGCCAAUGUUGAAAAUUAUUGUGUUUUCGAAUGUUGUUAUGUAUUUUAAUUUCCCCCCAUUUUAUAAGUAAAUAUUAUGAAAGAAAAAUAUCAAACUAUUCCUAUUUCAGAUUUCUUUUAAGAAAAUCGGGGUUUUUUAAAAAAAAAUAUAAAUGUUGAUGUUGUGUCAGUAAUGAAAAUGUACUGCAAAACCUCAAACUAGCACAGUCCCUGCCCAGCAGACUUUAGUUUGUCAGUAAUGGGCAGGACUAAGGAGAAAAUAAGCUUUGAUUUGGGGUGUAGGGAGGUGGGGUGAGGAUGUUUUGGAAGGAAGGCUGUAGAGGAGUUAGCUAGUGAUAGGCAUGGAACAAGUGAAUCUAGGGGAGCCCAGGAGAGCCUUUGCAGAGGGAAGCUAUUUUAAGAAUGAAUUUAAAGGAAGAGAUGAAACACUGCCAUGGUGACACAACAGAGGGGGAGAGGUUCUUCCAUAUACUUAGUAGGGAGCAGCAGGGAAAUGAGCCAGAGCUUUAUUUCAGAUCAGGCUUUUUCAAGACACCAUUGCUCCCCCUCCCACUGCUUCUUCUACCCUUUUCUCACCUUGUGCCCCCUUCAUAGGGAAGGUUUGGGGUGGGUGGUGACUGCAAAGCCCAGGCUCCUCUCACACUAUCUCCACAUAGCGAGCAUCUCCUUGCAAGCAAGCUCUGAAAAACACUUCUGCUCCCCCUCCCCAUGCCUGCACAGAACAAAGUCAGUGUGAAAACAGGCCAGUAUAAAUAUCGUAUACUAAGAAAUAUUCACGUAAUUAAAAACAUAUGAUUCCCUCUUCCUGCUGAGCAUACUAAGCAUAUUGCUGUACAAUGCAUUUCUUCUUCUCGUAUUUAAAUUUCCUGAUCUGUACUUCCAAUUUUGUAAACUGCUUUGAGGUUUUUUUUAAAUAAUCAAGAGGUGUUUACAUUUACAGUGGUGCCCCGCAAGACGAAUGCCUCGCAAGACGGAAAAACCGCUAGACGAAAGGGUUUUCCGUUUUGAAGUUGCUUCGCAGGACGAAUUCCCCUAUGGGCUUGCUUCGCAAGACGAAAAUGUCUUGCGACUCUUGAGAGUUUUUUUUCGCUUUUCCCCCUUUAUCUAAUCUGCUAAGCCUUUAAUAGCCUUUAAUAGCCUUUUAGCAGCUAAUCCCCUAAGCCUUUAAGCCUUUAAUAGCCGCUAAACAGCUGAUAGCGCUAAUAGCGCUAAUCCGUCAAUGGGCUUGCUUCGCAAGACGAAAAAACCGCUAGACGAAGACUCUUGCGGAAUGGAUUAAUUUCGUCUUGCGAGGCACCACUGUAUUAAAUAAAUAAUAAUAAAUAACAAAGAUUAAGUAAAGGUAAAGGGACCCCUGACCAUUAGGUCCAGUCGUGGCCGACUCUGGGGUUGCGACGCUCAUCUCGCUUUAUUGGCCGAGGGAGCCGGCGUACAGCUUCCGGGUCAUGUGGCCAGCAGGACUAAGCCGCUUCUGGCGAACCAGAGCAGUGCACGGAAACGCCAUUUACCUUCCCACCAGAGCAGUACAUAUUUAUCUACUUGCACUUUGACAUGCUUUCGAACUGCUAGGUUGGCAGGAGCAGGGACCAAGCAACGGGAGCUCACCCCGUCACGGGGAUUCAAACCACUGACCUUCUGAUCAGCAAGUCCUAGGCUCUGUGGUUUAACCCACAGUGCCACCUGCGUCCCACCUCCAAGAGAUUAAACCAGUGGCAAGUAUAGGUUUUUGCUGAAUCCUGCAUUUUGUUGUUUCGAUAAGAGACAAACAAACUUCCCUUCUCAAUGAAUUUGUGUUCUUGUUGCCUAUCCAAUUAACUAAAUGUGCCAGUGGAUGGCUCUGUCAUAUUGUAAGCCUGGCUGCUGUUAGCAAAGUAAUCACCAUCUCUAAAUCAUUUUCUAGUACACUAUACUUUACAUAUCCAAAUAAUUUUGCUACAGGAUCUUUAGGGAGAGGGAUCGUUUUAGCUGAGGCUUUCUGAAUUUGCUGAAAUGGAGAGAGGACAAGAGAGUGAUGAGCAGCAGGAUUUGUAGCAGCGAAGGCAGGAUGUGACCAGAGCAUGGAUGAGAGCAGGAAUCAGGUGGUUUCUAAGAAUUUUGAAGAGGAAGGAGCAUCAGCACCGGGCAAUGGCUUGACUGUGGAGGAAUUUGAAGAUGACUCAGAAAAGCAUUGCAUGCCUGGGAGACAGGGGCAUGUAAUAAUAAUGCUGGCAUGUCCACGAGGAAGUGUCAGAUCAGAAAGAUAUCUUGAGACAAGUGAUCUGAUAGAAGCAGAUGGAUUUGAAGGUCAUCCACACAAAGGUCAAUUAACAAAGGAGCCACUGAGGAGAAGGAGUUAGAUCUCCCAAAAAAAGGUUUUUUUAAAAAAACACUUUGUUAAAGGCAGCAGGCUAAAUGUUUAAUCACUGAUCAUUUCCUGAUUCCUUUCCUAAUACAUAAUCCUAAGUAUGGCCAAGAUACCCAGAGUGUUGCUGCUUCUGUCCAUAAGCCAUAGUGUCUAAAGGAGGGGUGGGGAACAUGUGGCCAUCCAGAUGUUGCUCAACUAUAACUCCCCAUCGCCCCUGGCCAGGGCUAAUAGGAGCUAGAGUUCAAGAAGUCACUGUUUCCUCACCUCUGGUUUUAAUGGACCAAGAAGGACCCAAUGAUGGGCAUGCAAAUCCAGAUGUCAGAGAAGAGACUACUGGUGAACUCACUGUUUUUGCUCUGCUUGUUCUGCAGGAGGACCUGGUCCACACCAUUGGUGAGAGUGCUUCUCAAGGUGCUGCUGGGGUCAUAUUGUGGGGGAGCACAAAUGACAGUAACUCUGAGGUGAGUGACGCAGAGGAGCAGGAUUGGGAGUGGGAGCCAGUGUGGUUCAGUGGUUGGAGUCGAACCUGUCGAGUCCCAGGUUCAGAUCCUCAUUCAGCCAUGGAAGUUGCUGGGGGGUCUUGGAGCCAGUCACAGUAUCUUGGCCUAACUUACUUUGCAGGGUUCUUGUGAGGAUAAAUCGGGGGAGGGCGGAAGAACUUUGUGUUACCCUGAGACCAAAUAUGAGAAAUGAGACCAAAUAAGAGAACCAGUCAGGGGACAGCAGCAGGAUCCUGUAGCUAUAGAGCAGAGUUUUGUUUUGUUUUAUUACAACCAAGCAGUACAUAAAGUUCUCACUGCUUUUGUACAUCAACCUGUGUGUUAUGGUAGCAGCCUUGUGGUUGUGAAUAAAUCUGUGACUAUGAGGUGCUCAGAUUUGCAAGUCCCUUAAGAGAGAGGUGAAGCAUCCUUAUUUUUUGACUUGCUUUUCUCCUCCUUUACCAAAUGAUGGGAAGCCCCAAUUUAGACUGGCAAGUCUAUGUUGAAGGGGACAGUCCUGAAUGUGCCCUGGAACCUUAUUGCCUCUUUGCAAAACUUUUUAUAUUCACAAAUGUAUAGGUUGAAGGAGAACCUCUGGGGUAGGAUGCCGUUAUUAGCUUGGAUGGGGUUAGUGGUAGUCCUUUUGCAUCAUCAAGUCAGCUAGCCAGCCCGGCUUCUUUAUUUAUAUUUAUAAAGGUCUGCACUGCCACAUCACAAAAUAUCAGGGUGGUAUACAAGGUUAAAAACCUAAGACACCGUUAAAAAAUGAAAAUACAGAUUAAGGUCAUGAAGGCGAAUGGCUAAUUUUGUUAGUUCUGCGAUUAGGUGUGUGUUGAUGUUGGAGUGUUGAAGAUGGGGCUUGGAGAUCAGGCAGUGGCAGGAGGAAUCCUCCCAUUCAUGCUCUUAAAGGUUUGGUUCUACAACAGCAAGGAUGUGUUGAAGGAACUUGGCUGUUGCCCACUUGGAAUGGGAAAAUGCUAACUUUCUUCCCCUGGACUUGGUUUUGCCCCUUUCAGGAAGCCUGCCUCGAUGUGAAGAAGUACGUGGACACUGUCCUUGGUCCAUACAUUGUAAAUGUGACCAGCAGCACCAGGCUGUGUAGCCAGAUCUUGUGUUCAAAGAACGGCCGCUGUGUGCGGCAGGACGGGCACCUCAAUGCUUUUCUGCACCUCACUCCUGCCAGCUUCUCUAUUCAGAGGCAUUCGGAAGAGCCACACUUUGUUGUCAGGGGUCAGAUGUCAGCGAAGGAGCAAGUCCAGAUGGCCAAAGAAUUCGCAUGCCAAUGUUACAGCGGCUGGGAAGGCUCGCGGUGUGAGAAAAAGUCAAUUUAAGAGAGAGAGGCACCUUAUCUGUUUGCACAGGCACUUACUGUAUUUUUCGCUCCAUAAGACGCACCUGACCAUAAGACGCACCUAGUUUUUAGAGGAGGAAAACACGAAAAAAAAUAUUCUGAAUCAAAUGUUGUACUAAACUAUUUAAAGCAGCAAAGCGGGCAGCUCCUGUCUGCUUUGCUGUUUUAAAGCGAGCCUCGGAGGAGGGAAGGAAGGGGAGCCAUGGAGCCUCUGCUUGCAACUGCUGCGGGAUCCCGCCGCUGUCCAUAGGCAUUCACUCCCCUUACUUUUUAGGAGGAAAAAAGUGCAUCUUAUGGAGCGAAAAAUGCAGUAAUUGGCAAGGAAAGCUGCAGGAAAGGCACAUUGCACCAGCCUGUACUCCUUAGGUAUAUAAAAAUCUCUUCUCUCUCUCUCUUCCCUCACCACUACACACUUAUGAGAGGAUCUCCACAUGUACCUUCUGGUCAACAUGUGCUUAUACAUACUUUCCCCAGAAGCACAUACUUGGCUUUCUCCUGAAAUAUGCAAUCUACUCAGAAGUAGACUGAGAGAGGGAAUGCUUUUCAGGCAUGGCUGCACUAUAGGACACCGCUUGUCCUUAUAAAAAACUAAAAAUGUGCAUGCGUAGACCAGUGUGCAUGUGUUUAAAUCAAACUGUUAAAUGCCUAUUAGAUACAUUGCUGGCCUGCCAUUGCAAUAUUUCACAACACUCUGUCCUAUCUCACAUAUGACUUCUGCUCUCCAAGAGCCCUCCUGGCUGUCUUCAGGAGUAGACUGUGUGUUUCAAGCAGGAGAUCUGAAAUUAUUCUCAGACUUGUUAGAUGUUAGGACUGUGGAGAAAGGCCCUGAUUUGCCCCACCAUUUCUCUAAGCCAGUUUGUCAAGUAUCUCCUGCCAAUUCUCUUCAGUUUUAAGGAGGGUACCUAAGACGCCUACCUGAGAGACUACAGCAGCCUCAACACUGGCCCCCUUGGUCAGUUGUCAGAAGUCACUCCCUCAAGAAGACAAGGGAGAGAGAACCUUUAAGAAAGCUUAGCUGCCUCUGUGUUCCCUCCCACUAUCCGGGAUUCAGACUGGACUUUAUGCAAGGCUGAUCAUCUUUGUUGUCUACUCGAAAGUAAAUUAGAAUCAUAUUGUAAUGGCUAGGAUAGGAUUAGUCCAGUUUUAGAGCCACAGUGUCCUGGUUUAUUUUGUAUUCAGUUGCAACCUUCUGCCUGCUUUUCCUUUACCUUUCAUAAAGAUUUAAUAAAGUUUCCUAAGCUGACC
This is a messenger RNA of Podarcis lilfordi (Lilford's wall lizard), 9785 nucleotides long. The record is from the annotation of a GenBank genome assembly. NCBI's taxonomy places the organism in Eukaryota, Metazoa, Chordata, Lepidosauria, Squamata, Lacertidae.